This is a messenger RNA of Myripristis murdjan (pinecone soldierfish), 8411 nucleotides long. RefSeq names its product retinoid x receptor, beta a (gene rxrba). The record is from RefSeq and is a predicted model, not a curated record. Gene Ontology annotation, molecular function: zinc ion binding; nuclear steroid receptor activity; sequence-specific DNA binding. The transcript is spliced from 13 exons. Bases 223 to 1638 code for a protein of 471 amino acids. Gene Ontology annotation, cellular component: nucleus. NCBI's taxonomy places the organism in Eukaryota, Metazoa, Chordata, Actinopteri, Holocentriformes, Holocentridae. Gene Ontology annotation, biological process: regulation of DNA-templated transcription.
GGCAAAGUGGGGGGAGAGACAGACACACACGGGGCCUAGUCACCACAUCUUUUCAUGCGAAUAAGCUGCGCCGUCAAAAACCCCUGUUUUUUGGUUUCCCAAAACUACUCCGGCCCGGGCCUCAGUCCGCGGUCUCGAGUUUGGAAGCGGGCUGCUGGAGACUGAAGCACGUCGGUCUGUGUAGCUGCCAACCUCGCCUGUGCCCUCACCAAGGUGUCCGUCAUGGGAGACAGCAGAGAUUCACGCAGCCCGGACAGUUCCUCCGUGUCCUCUCCUCCGUCGGGCCAGCGCUCCCCUCCGCUCGUGCCCUCAGCCGCAGCCUCCAUGACCUCCCUGCCUCCCAUCACCACCACUGGGGUCAACAGCCCCAUCAGCAGCAUCGGCUCCCCCUUCUCUGUCAUCAGCUCUUCGCUGGGCUCACCUUGCCUCCCCGGCACACCCUCGGUAGGCUACGGCCCCAUCAGCAGCCCGCAGAUCAACUCGACGGUGUCCAUGUCAGGGCUCCAUGCGGUGAGCAGCUCGGAUGAUGUGAAGCCUCCGUUUGGGCUGAAGCAGCUGUCGUCCCACAGCCCAGGGCCUAUGCUCUCCCAGAAACGCCUCUGCUCCAUCUGCGGCGACAGAUCCUCUGGUAAGCACUAUGGUGUGUACAGCUGCGAGGGCUGUAAGGGAUUUUUCAAGCGGACGGUGCGUAAAGACCUGAGCUACACCUGUAGAGACAAUAAGGACUGCCUGGUGGACAAGAGGCAGAGGAACCGCUGCCAGUACUGCCGCUACCAGAAGUGCCUGGCCAUGGGCAUGAAGAGAGAAGUGGUCCAAGAUGAACGACAGAGAUCUGUCCAGGAGGAGCGUCAGAGGAACAAGGAGCGGGAUGGUGAGGUGGAGUCGACCAGUGCAGUGAAUGAGGAAAUGCCAGUGGAGAAGAUUUUGGAGGCAGAGAUGGCUGUGGAGCAGAAGACAGAGCUUCAUGCUGAUGGAACCUCUGGGGGGAGCUCUCCCAACGAUCCGGUUACCAACAUCUGUCAGGCAGCAGACAAGCAGCUCUUCACCCUGGUGGAGUGGGCCAAGAGGAUCCCGCACUUCUCUGAGCUGGCCCUGGAUGACCAGGUCAUCCUGCUACGUGCUGGCUGGAAUGAACUCCUGAUUGCAUCGUUUUCCCAUCGCUCAAUCUCUGUUAAGGAUGGGAUCCUGCUGGCGACCGGCCUGCACGUCCACAGGAACAGUGCUCACAGUGCAGGAGUGGGAGCCAUCUUUGACAGGGCGCACAAUGCCGAGGUUGGGGCCAUAUUUGACAGGGUUCUGACAGAGUUGGUAAGCAAGAUGAGAGACAUGCAGAUGGACAAGACAGAGCUGGGCUGCCUUCGAGCCAUCAUCCUCUUCAACCCAGAUGCCAAGGGCUUGUCCAGCCCCAGCGAGGUGGAGCUACUCAGAGAGCGGGUGUACGCCUCUCUGGAGGCUUACUGCAAACAGAGAUACCCUGACCAGCAGGGCAGGUUUGCCAAGCUCCUCCUCCGGCUCCCAGCACUACGCUCCAUUGGUCUGAAGUGCCUGGAGCACCUGUUCUUCUUCAAGCUGAUUGGUGACACACCCAUCGACACCUUCCUGAUGGAGAUGCUGGAGGCGCCUCACCAGCUCACCUAGACGAGCCAAGGUGCAGUCCGGUCAGGAUGUGAUGCACAACAGGAUUACCAACACGCCACCCCGUGUUGUAUUGUCGGCUCUUCUCCUGGAGCUUCACUUACUGCAGCACCUGCUGGUUCAAAUGUACCAGCUCUCACACUUACAUGUACACAGACACACACACACGCCAACACAAACAGUUGUUGUCAUGUUUUAAUCCGUUACACACAUGCACAGACUAUUACACACAGAUCUUUCACACAUGCAUACACAACACACACACACACACACACACACACACACACACUCACACACACACACACACAGUACAACUAAGCUCAGAUCUUGCGGCUCCGAUAGACCGUAUGCUGUCUAAUACACCCCCCCACACACACAUACACGCACACACACACAGACUUACACUCUUUUCCCUUGCGUAGUUUUCCACCAUAGGGGUUAAGACUCAUGAAAAUAUAUCCCGUUUUUAUCGCACAUAUACAGUAAAUGUCUUAAUUUUAUUAUAAAUUAGCCUUGAGUUUCCACAUCUUCAUCUCACAGUGGUUUUUGCUUCUGCAAUAACUGGUAUAGUUCCCAUGUUUUCACUUGGGUUCCAUAGUUACACCACUAGCUACAUCUCUGUAUAUUAUAGCCGUCACCAGCCGGUUAGUUAUUCAUGUAUGGUUUUAGCUUAACAUCAGGUGCGUAGCAUUUCAAUCAACUGUCAACCAUCAAGCAAUUUCAAUUCUUAUUGGUCAGGAGGUGUCCUAUAAAAGGAUAGUCAGACACGCCCUCCCAGUGAGUUCAUCCAGUCCCAUAAACCUUUUAAUAUUUUAUGCUUUUUUGAAUAUUCAUGCUGAAACUUGUUUGAGUUUCUAUUUUGAAGUACUGUACUCAUGAAAUGAGAGCUUUUUUCCAAGGCAUUGAAAUCCAGGAAAAGGGGGCUGUGGGCACUUUGUUGAACAAACAAACUUUGUCCCUCCCACCCCACCCUGAUGCGCACAGCAGGCUUUGUAAGACAAGAGGAAUGACUUGAAUUGUAUUUUUUUUUUUUCCUUUUUCAGUUGGCCUACCCAGUCCAAAAUGGUUACCAUUCUGGACAUCUUGAGGCUUGCAUGAAGUACAGCUUUGUGUGAGAUGAAAAAGUAUUUUUUUUUCUUUUACUAUCCCGCCCCCAAGCCCACCCCACUUUGCUGGUGGUCAUUUAUGCACUUUUUGUGAGUUGUAACUGUGUAAAUUUUCCUGUCUAUUAAAAAUGACCAUUUGUUCUUAGACGACUAGGAUGACCUUGAAGGUACUACGUGUAGGGUUUUCUUGUUAAUGCAAUGAAUUACGGCCUAAUGGUCAGAGAGACCAUAGUGUAAAGAGAUUGUGCGAGGAUUGCUUCCCCCCAUGCCCCUCCAAACCCACGACUACAAGAGCCAACCCUACAAAAGAGUUCUGUUUUAAAGAUGCUCAACUCAAACCAGUUUCUGAGGUACUGUUCUGUAUCACUGACACUGCACCCUGACCUCCAUGUAAUGUGGGGCAUGUGAAAGUAUGAUUUCUGCCUGUGGGAAUGGUGCACCAAAAAAAUAUCCUUACCUGUGGAUUGGGAAUUACAAAAGCAGCAGAGAUGGGAAAAAUAUGGACCAACAGAACUGAUCGGGCAGUGGAAAUAUGAACAUUAAACUUAAAAAGAGUGUCUGCUGCUAUUUAAUGUUCAACAUCAAGAUGUAAGAUGUCACGUUUAUUAAAAUGAUGUUGCUCCUCAUAUUAUUCAAGUUAAUUAUGAAUUUAAGUUCACAAUAAUUCGGAUUACCAUUGUGGCCAUACCUGCACAACUUUCUAGUAUCCUUAUGACUUUGUAAGCAUCUUCUGCCAAUCGGACGCAACCUUUAACACUGAUCAUUGUCUGUGUCAGUGGAUUAUUAAACAAAGCAUCUAAGUUUGAAUUACAAAUCAGCUAUCGUGUGCCCUUUAAAUAAUGAAACGGAGAGCAUAUUUAAUGAAAAUCCUACACAUACUACCUGCAUCCUUUGUAUUUUUAAUCAGUGUGUAUCGGUUCAGUGCUUGCAACCUCUGUACAGUUAACGUUUUGAAUCAGUGUAAAUAAUACAAAAAAACAUUUUCAGGAGUCAUGCAGGCACGGCAGGUAACAUGAUUAGCGACGAUUAGAGUGAGGCAGACUUGCUCUUUGCAGGCAGGGUGAAAUGGCCUGUUAACACAUAACUUAUGUUAUGCAAGGAUAUCAGGUAGCGCAUGUGAAACAUGUUCACAAUGGAGUAGACACAAACUAUUUAGUUCCAGCAAAUUCGAAAGCCCUAUUUAUUGUUGCAUCACCAUUAGAUGUGUCUCUUGCGUAAUGGCAUCAUCAUGAAAUUGUCAUUGAGCCCAGGGCCUGAACCACACCUCGUCUCUUUUGAGGCAACCUCCGCCAAUAUUUUCUGUUAUUUUAUUUUAUUUUUUUUUGGUAACUGGAUGGCUUGAUUUAAUGACAAUGGCACUUGUCAUUUACUGUGAUUGGAACGUCUGGUCACCUGACUUUGAGCGUUGCGCUGAAAACAGUCAAAUGCAGCUACAACAUGACCAUGACAUUUAAUGCAAAAUAUCAUUAAAACAUUUACACACGCUCAAGGGUGAGUAAUACUGGGGUACAUAUAGAGAGUGACCACCAUUUUUGUCAGAAAAGUAUUUAAAGGAGUGUUCUGAAGUAUAUUUACGCUUUACAUUAGUCACCACUUUUAACAGGAUUUAGAAACAUUAUACAUUUUUCAGUAUCAUUUUAUGGGGAAGGGGUAAAAUUGUACUGUACCAGGUGCUAAAUAACUAAUGUGGUCUUUUAGUUCAAGACGUGCACAUUUACACCAAUGCAAACACAUAGCCGAGAGUAUGCAAGUACGUAUGCAGACACAUCAAACAGCCAUUCUACAGUCUUUGAACCUGGAGUCUGCAUAGGACAUAGAUAUUCUUCUGAGGCUUUUUUCUUGGUCAUUUAUUUUUUUGACCCUUGACUUUCAUUGCAGACUGCCAGGAUGAAAUAUAAGCAUCAGCCAAAUGCCUCUAACACUUGGCUGUGGCAGGCAGGUCGAUCUACUUUACCAGACACUGUGGCAGGCCUCCAUCCACACUGUUUUCUGGUUUUAAAAGGAAUUUAGCUGGUAAAACAAUGACAGUGGCUGUUGAGUUUGAUCAGUAGAUGGGAAAUUGAGCUUUCUGCCCUACCUACAAUCUAAGUUCUUGUCAGAGAGAAUCCUUGGCCCUCCCCAUGUGAUGUGGAUUUUGAGGCCAGCAGUUAAAUGACCUGUAAGACAGGUGGUUCCUUUAACAAGCCAAUAAGUUGAUUAGUGGAUACACAGCGCCAAAUCAACAAACUAGAGACAGAUGUUUGUUAAUUUCCUACAACUGGAGGAAAGUUGGCCAUUGUUUCAUUUCCUUUCUUGUUAAUAUGGGAAUGCUAGCUGCAGCUGACGUUUUGGGUGAGAACAUGAUUUUGCCCAUCACCUGCUAGCAUCUCUUUAUGUUUAGCCUAUGGCUACAACUCACUUACGGCUUCAGUUAGUUCAGAUCAGCCAUCAGACAGUAGCAAACAAAUGUGCUAAUUGUCUGAAUGCGGUGAAAGUGUUGAGACCUUAUCUGAGAGAAAAAGGUGUAACGCAUGUACACAGGGCCUUUCUUGGUCACUCAGCAUGGAGACUUGUGGUCAGGUCAGGUCAGCCUUCCCAGCUUUUUUCCUUCUUUUUUCAGCACAUCUAGAACAAAGUUCAGCUCCCUUUUGAAAGAAAACUAGGCUGUGGAAUGAAAUUCAUGAGUGCAACUCACGAAGUCACUGUGUAAAGUUUUUUAAUACCUUAUGGAGUACGCUGACUGUUGGCUCUUUGUACCUCCUUCUUGUGAAUAAUCUUGUUCCAUGUUAGGUUGACAGCUUCGCAUCUUUUUCUGAAAGUUUUUAUUAGACCUUCCACUGUUGAAUGUGAAAGCCUGCCGCCACUGCAUCAUGUUUAUAGCUAGGGAUGGGAAAUGAUUACACCACUUACCAGUUAGUUAUUGAAUGAUUCACUAGUUGACAAUAGAAUAUUAAUAAGUUCAUCUACACACGCAGAAUUCAGACCAAAUUCUACAUUUCAGUGAUUGAUUAAUAUAAAUGAAAAUAUCCAUGUUUGGCUUUAUCUGUAUUACAUCUUCUAUUUAAAAAAUCAUCCAUCACAUGGGUCAUCCUGUACAGUUGAUACUUGGAUUAAAUAGUUGUCCUUCAUACAGUAAAAGCUGUCAGUCCAUUGUUUCCAUGUGUGUAUUUUUUAGGCUAGUCUGUUGCAUAAGAAUAACUGGUAGUGAAAAGAUUUGGAAUUCCCAUCCCUGUGUAUAACAGUUAUGCUUUUAAGUUUUGCUAUGCUGUUCCUAUAUUCUUUUUAAAAUAAAUUUGCUGUGAGCUUAGGUCAUUUACAGCAUGAUAAAGCGACACAGUUGAAGAAAAAGAAAAAAAAAUACAGUUUUGUAUGCUGAGCUACACGAAGCUUUUCUUGGCGUUUUCUGGUUUUGCUGGCCAGGCAGACUGUUUAAGCAGAGGAAGAUUGUUGAAUAUGGUUAGUUUGGUUGUUUUUGUUUCUGUUUUUUUCUCAGCUUUUGUUGUAGCGUAUGUUUGUCCGCUUGUACUUAUAUGCACAUGUAUAUGAAUUCCGUCUACAGCUAAGCGAAGUGUCUUUGGCAGAUCGUGUAGGCUUGGCUCUGUUGUGCUGAUCCUUUCACUGAUCAUCACAACAGUUAAAGGACGCAUGAAGGAAUGGGAUUAAGGUUAAAGGUGUUAUUAACUGCCUUGUUGACCUGAUGCUUUAUGAGCAUAACCUAUCCUCCUCCCUUCCUUUUACCUUGCCCCGUCUCCCAAUUCUUCACUGCUUUACUAUGAAUUUAGCAUACGCUUAUUCACUUAACCCUUGUGGGCUGAAAACUAUUGGCCUUUGCAUUUGAAUGGGCUUGUAUAAUAAACCUAUGGUUCUCAGACCAUUUGAAAAGGAUGUGAAACUUUUUGUGGGAAAGGGGUUAGAGAGCUGUAAGGCAGGGAUUCAAUGCAGUGUGUCCCUAUAUGCUUACUUUACUUGAUGGCAGAGCGGCGAUGAUCUUGGUCGCCAUGGGAGACCAGUGGAUCGGCGUCGCGCCGCCCAAAGAUGCGUGUCGUUGCAACUGUGUGCACUCAAGGCAGACACAUGCUGUGACCUUCUUUUGACUGUAGCAGUAUUGUUGUCGCCAUCUUUGUUACUUUUUGAAAUCACUCGCUUUUUGAAAAUAAAUAAUAUGCUUUUUUGAAACGGAUCGAAGGCUGUGACUGAUGCAAUAAUCAUCGUGUAUGGAUUAGAUAACAGGGGUGCGUCUUUGCCCAUUGACACGGGCCCCCUGGAGCAAAGGUCCAUUCCAUCAUGACCAACGAGGUGCAUAGUGCGCUGUGCAGCCUUGAAACCACCACCCUUACUAGUUUAUUUGUAUCACUGCCAAACUAUUUGCAGAUGUGGCCGUUUUUAAAUGCAGGGCAACUCAUCAUGACUCCCCAGAGCGUGUUUGUCAUGUAUGUUCUUCACACUAAAGAGUGUGUACUAACCUAGGCCUGUGUAAUGCAUACUAAAGAGGGGCCCAAAUAGGAACGGAAUGACAGCUCGUGUGGAGAGGGGAGGACUGGUCCUAGGUGUGAGAAGCGGACCAGUGUGUGGCCCCCUCUUGGGUGCUUAAGCUGUGCAUUGGUGCUUUUUAUAGGGUCCCCGGCCCAGAAGUUCUGCUUUGGGUUCCAAGAGACAGGGAAGUAAAUGAAUGAAUGAUGGCAGAUAAGGAAUGGUUUGACUGGGCUAUCCUAGCCUCUUAGACCUGCUCUUUUUCUAUCGCAAUUGGUUGUUGUUGUUUUUUUUGUUUUUUGUUUUUGUUUUUUUUUUUUUGCGUCUGGGUCCAUUGCAAACUGUUGUGUGUUUACUUUGUUAGAAUCAUGUAUGGCUGUAGCUGGACACUGCCAGCGUUUAAAAAAAAAUACAAAAAAAAACAACAAAAAAAACGAACGAACAAAAAAAAAAAAAAAACGUCAGCAUCGGUGUUAGAUUAUGAGGGAAAACCCGUGGCUACUUUGUUGGAAAUAAAAUGCAGAGUUUGCUAGACUUUACAGGUUUGGCUUAGAUGCCACACCUCGGAGCAGUAUCCGGUUACAUGGCAUGAACUUGAUGGGAGGGGCCAACUAAACAUGGUAGACCUUCUCUUCUUAAGGAAGACGGGGGGCUGUCGGUGUUCAAGGUUGGAGGAAUUGCCAAGGGUGGGUUAGAGAGAGAGAACGAGAGGAGGGAGGAAAAGGAGGGCAGGUUCGGGACUUCAGAGAACUCAGAUCAGGUGUUAAUUUGUUGAUAGAGAAGAAAAACAGAAAAAAGCUAUUUUCCAGUAGAUCUAGACUCUUCCUUAAUCGUUUACUCUUCACCUAAAAAGAAAAAGAAAUUCACACACUGUUUCUUUGUCUUGUGUUUCCUACAUCUCCCUGUCCUCUGACUAUGCUAUCCAUAUUCAUAUUUUGUUUAUUACCAAGUAUUAAACAAAUACAAGAACUGUAAUAUCAGAAUGGGAUCUGUCACUCUAUUUUAUUUUAUUCUUAAUUUUUCUCUCUCCUUAUCUUUUCGUCUGUUCUUUGUCCUGUUUGUAUCCUACUCCAUCAUACAUGUGGAGCUGAUUGACUAUUUUGUGUGCUUCGGGGAAUGAAAGAAGAAAAAAAAUGAAUAAUGAUUUUUUUUUCAGUCAUUAAUUCUGAUUCUUGUUUCUGUUUGUUGUAUCAUGUCUGAGUAAAGGUUUUAAUACUGUAA